GUCAAAAUGGUGUACCUUCUAAACAUGUCAAAUGUCCUGUCCCCCUUAGCUUUACUUAGCAUACCGUAACAGGCACUUAACGGUUUGUGCUGCGGGCAUAUUGUACUUGUUUAUCAAAAUGUCUCGCUUUGGUAUUCGUUUUUCCAGAACUACGGUCCUUUCAAAUGUUGUACUUCGUCUGUCUUAUAGUUAUACCGGGCGGCAUCUGUCGCUGAAUAUAAGUUCUUGGAACGCAGGUGGACUCAACGUCAAGAAAUAUUGCCAAGACGCAGGCAGGAGUGCACUGGGAAAGUAUGUAUGUUACAACCUGAAGCACAGGACCUUACUGAACAUCCAAGGGCAAGACACACGGGCAUAUCUUCAAGGAAUUGUAACCAAUGACAUGGAGCUCUUAAAAGAACCUGACCAUAGAGCCAUGUAUGCACAUAUGCUGAACGUUCAAGGAAGGACACUCUUUGACAUAAUCAUGUACAGAUUAAAAGAUGCUGAAGUUGGGUGUAGUCUUUUGCUUGAGUGUGACAGUACCGUCAAGGACUCAGUUUUGAAACAUUUGAAGUUGUACAAACUUCGCCGGAAAGUGAACAUCAAACCUUGCCCAGAGCUGACAGUAUGGGCAGUUCUUCCUCGGGAUAAGGUUGCAGGCUGUCAAGAGAUCCCCAACAUCACACCCCCUGAACAGGCUCUUAUAUGUGAAGCAGAUCCAAGAAAUGCUGCAAUGGGCUGGAGGUUGGUGGCUGACAGUAAAGUGAAUCCUUUGGAUCUUAUUCUAUCAUGUCAGCUGGGUGACUCGGAGGAGUACCACAAACAUCGCUAUGCAAUAGGGCUUCCAGAGGGAGUGAAGGACCUACCUCUGGGGGUGGCCCUUCCGUUGGAGUCCAACCUGGUGUACAUGCAGGGCAUCAGCUUCAGUAAGGGUUGCUACAUUGGCCAGGAGCUAACAGCCAGGACUCAUCACACAGGGGUGGUGCGGAAGCGCCUGAUGCCGGUGCGUCUGUCGGCACCAGCCGAAGGCCUGGAGGAGGGAGCGCCACUACAGACGCAGUCAGGAAAACCGGCUGGGAAACACAGGGCAGGGAUUGGACAGCUGGGCCUCAGUCUAAUCCGCCUGGCUCAUGCCAAAGAGCCACUAACUCUUAAGUCGUCUGAGGACACGGCCGUGACUUUAGAGGCGUCUGUGCCUGAUUGGUGGCCUAAUGACUCCAAAAUGAAAUAGGGAAAGAGGUAUGGUCUUGGUUGCCAAA
This is a messenger RNA of Osmerus eperlanus (European smelt), 1241 nucleotides long. RefSeq names its product iron-sulfur cluster assembly factor IBA57 (gene iba57). Gene Ontology annotation, biological process: iron-sulfur cluster assembly. The coding region runs from base 119 to 1213 and encodes 364 amino acids. Gene Ontology annotation, molecular function: protein binding. The record is from RefSeq and is a predicted model, not a curated record. NCBI's taxonomy places the organism in Eukaryota, Metazoa, Chordata, Actinopteri, Osmeriformes, Osmeridae. Gene Ontology annotation, cellular component: mitochondrial matrix. The transcript is spliced from 3 exons.